AUGUCCGAGGCCUCACCAACACCGGGGGUGGCGACCGCAAGUUCGGCGUUGGCCCCGCAGCUCUUCGGUAGCGCCGAGGCCUCCAGGAGGCGGCGCCUGAAACCCAUAUCCUUUCAACGCAUGGCCAUGAUCCAGGAGGAGAUUGCGCGGAUUGACAAGCAUCUCGAGGCGCUGGAGGCAAGCGAGAGCAAAGUCGUCGAUCCUGACUCGGUUGGGCAACAUAACCUCACCACCGAAGACGUCAUCGACCCCGUUGUGCUGCACAUGCUCACAGUGGAGCUAUGCCAACUGGCGGCCUCUGGCGACGCCGUGGGUGCCCGAAUCCUACUCACCGGCGGCGCAGAUCCCAACAGUCGCGACUACGAUGGCCGUACACUGCUGCAUAUUGCCUGCAUGAACGGUCGCCUCUCAGUGGUUACGGUGCUCCUUGAAUUCGGCGCAGACGCGUCGCUGCUGGACCGCGACGGCAACACCCCUCUUGAGGUAGCGGAGGAGAACGGCUUCGGCGACGUUGCGCAGGUGCUGUCUGGCUACUUUGACAUGGGGGACAACGCCGUGCCCGCCUCCUUCACCGGGAAGCCGUCCUCCUUCGAGUCCACACCUGUGUCGAUGCACCAGCUAGACUUCUCCGCCGUCCCGCAGCCCAUGCUUGGGUCGCUCAUUGUCAUUAUGGUCGGACUCCCCGGGCGUGGCAAGACGUAUGUGGCGGAGCAAAUCCGGCGCUACUUCCAGUGGAACGGGCUGACGUGCAAGAUCUUCUCGCAUCAGGCGUGCCGCCGUCGUGUCGAGCGUGCCAUGACGGACCGGACGGGCAGAGACGUCAACGUGUCAUCGCCGACUGGCGCGACGGAACUUGAGUUUCGAAUCUCCAAGGAGCUGGCGCACGACCUCACCACCUACAUUUGCAGGACCAGCGGUGUUGCCAUCCUUGACGGCACGCAGACGACACAUGCACGGCGGCAGUACCUGCUGCGCGCGAUUCGCGACACGCGCCUCAUAAACAUGACGCGCGUCGUCUUUGUGGAGCUGGUGAAUAACAACAGUGAGACGAUCCACCGCAACAUCCUGCUCGCCAAGGAGAUGUUCCCGAACACGCCGGAGGACUUCGUGGACCGCUAUUACGAGGUCAUCAAGCAACACGAGGCGGUGUACAAGACACUCAAUCCUAUCACGGACUGCGACAUGCCCUACAUUCGUAUUGAGGAUACCCAGACGUACUCGCUGAACAUGAUCACCGGCUGGAUGCCGAGUCGGCUCGCCUUCAUGCUGCACAACCUCAGUCAAACCCCCAUGAACUUGUACCUCACCCGCGCCGGUGAGUACGUGGACUUGCUGAGCGACCGCAUCGGUGGGAACUCGCGCCUCACCGCGCGGGGCCGUGCCUACAGUCGUGCCCUCUUUGAAUACUUUGAAAAGGAAAUUCCGUCAACGACGGCCUUGACCGUCAUGACGAGCUGCGCGAAGCGGUGCACGCAGACGGUGCACUACUUUGCCGAGGAGUCCAUCAAGUGCCAAUCCACUGCGAACACCGCCUCGGAGCAGGCGGAAGGAAAACCUUCUCUGCGCUGUCGCGUCUUGUACUUCCCUACCCUGGACGACAUCAAUCACGGCGACUGCGAAGGGCAGCUGCUGUCUGACGUCCUGCGAACCAUGCCAAACACGUUGCAGUCCAUGAAGGCGGACCCGUACUAUACAGCGUGGCCGAAUGGCGAGUGCAUUCACCAAGUAUUUAACUCGCGACUCGAGCCUCACAUCCAUGACAUCCAAGCCAGCACCACCCCAGUGCUCGUCGCCUCUCACCUCCAUCUUUUGCAAGGCCUCUACUCGUACUUUGUGACGGAUGGCGACAAUAUCGUCGCUCCGCAGAACGCGUUCCAGAUCGACAUCCCGUUCGAGCACGUCAUCAAGAUCCGCAUGGUGGGCCUCAACCGCGUCGCCGAGCUUAUUCACCUUUCUGACGCCGUCGAUGCCAUACUGCGGAAUGACACGGAGCUGUACACAUGA
Molecule: messenger RNA, 2004 nt
Organism: Leishmania mexicana MHOM/GT/2001/U1103
Lineage: Eukaryota; Euglenozoa; Kinetoplastea; Trypanosomatida; Trypanosomatidae
Product: 6-phosphofructo-2-kinase/fructose-2,6-biphosphatase-1-like protein
Exons: 1
Coding region: 1-2004 (667 amino acids)
Biological process (GO): fructose 2,6-bisphosphate metabolic process; fructose metabolic process
Cellular component (GO): cytosol
Molecular function (GO): 6-phosphofructo-2-kinase activity; protein binding; fructose-2,6-bisphosphate 2-phosphatase activity
Source: RefSeq, a predicted model, not a curated record